GCCAACGUAUCCCCCUUAACUGGGCCUCUCCACCCAUCAUUAUAAAAAGUGUACAAGAGCUCCGGGUAAACUAAUGGCGUUCUGAUGGACAGAUGAGCACGUAGGCUAUUCUUUUUCGGAUACAUGUUCUUCGUGUUUUGUAGCUGAAAUUGGUUUAUUUGUAUACAAGGAUACCACAACAAUUCAGUAUGAAGAUGGGACUACAUUGCCUCGUGUCUCCAAGUGGAAUACUUUGGGUGGCAUCUUUUAUUGUGAGAUUUUGCGGCAGCCAUGGCGAUCUCAGUUAUUUCCUACCAGAGGAGAUGCAACGAGGAGCGGUGAUCGGAAAUAUCGCGAAGGAUCUUGGACUAGAUGUAAAAGGAAUAUCACAGCGCAAUGCACGAAUUGAUACGAAGGGUAGUCGCAAACGGUUUUGUGAAAUAAAUGGCCAGACGGGAGAUUUAGUUAUCGCAGAAAUUAUUGAUAGAGAAGAAUUGUGUGGUUCGAAGGCUUCCUGUCCUUUAAAAUACGAAUUAGUCUUAGAGAAUCCACUUGAACUUCAUCGGAUUUUACUGCAAAUUCAAGACGUAAAUGACAACUCACCUCGGUUUCCCAACCCUGAAAUCAAUCUGGAGAUCCGAGAAUCCGCUGUUAAAGGCGCACGCUUUCCACUGGAUGAGGCGCACGACUCUGAUGUUGGAAUAAACGGAAUUCAGACGUAUUUACUCGAGAAGAAUGAGCAUUUUAUUCUAGCUGUGCAUUCUAAUCCAGAUGGAGGGAAAUAUAGUGAGUUAGUUUUAGACAAAGAGCUCGAUCGUGAACAGCAGCAUGAGCUGUCAUUGUUGUUUACUGCAGUAGACGGCGGUACUCCGCGGAGAUCAGGUACUGCUGUCAUACACGUCACUGUCUUAGAUGCCAACGACAAUCUACCGGUGUUUAGUCAGCCAGUGUAUCAGGUCAGUUUACCAGAAAAUUCGGUUUUCGGUACGGUGGUUGUUACUGUAAGCGCCACAGAUGCAGAUGAAGGCGCAAACGGAGAGGUUACUUAUGAAUUCAGUCGCAUAUCUGAUAAAGCAGCCAGACUGUUCUCUAUUGACAAAGUAACUGGAGAAAUCAAGGUGACUGGACCAAUAGACUUUGAGGAGAAAAGUGAUUAUGAGCUCAGAGUUCAGGCUAAGGAUGGUUCUGGUUUAGCUUCAAAUGCUAAAGUUAUUAUAGAUGUCACUGACGUAAAUGACAAUGCACCUAUAAUUAAUGUUAAAUCAUUGAAAAAUCCAGUUCCUGAAAAUGCUGUACCUGGUACAGAGGUGGGCAUUAUUAAUGUACAAGAUGAAGAUUCAGAGGGAAACCGCCAGUUGCGUUGCACUAUUCAGCAAAAUGUACCCUUUAAGUUAAAUCCAUCUAUUGAGAACUACUAUUCCCUUGUCACGACAGAUGACUUAGACCGUGAACAGAUCACAGCUUACAAUAUAACGCUUAUAGCCACUGAUGAUGGCAAUCCACCACUGUCAUCCUCUAAGAUUAUUCAACUCUCUGUGUCUGAUGUAAACGAUAAUCCCCCUGUAUUUGAGGAGCAAUCCUACAGCGCAUACGUAGCUGAGAACAACAAGCCUGGCUCCUCUGUCUGCUCUGUUACUGCGAGAGACCCAGACUGGAGACAGAAUGGCACAGUGUUCUACUCUCUGUUGCCCAGUGAGGUCAAUGGUGUUCCGGUCUCCUCAUAUGUAUCCAUUAAUGGAGACACAGGGGUGAUCCAUGCUGUGAGGCCCUUUGACUACGAGCAGUUCAGAAGCUUCAAAGUUCAGGUUGUAGCCAGAGACAAUGGUUCUCCUCCACUCAGCAGCAACGUGACUGUGAGUGUGUUCAUAACAGAUGAGAAUGAUAACUCUCCUCAGAUAUUGUAUCCUACUCCAGAAGGAAACUCCUUCAUGACUGAGAUGGUUCCUAAAGCUGCUCUUUCUGGCUCGCUGGUGUCCAAAGUGAUCGCUGUUGAUGCUGACUCUGGACAGAACGCGUGGCUGUCGUAUCAGAUCGUGAAGUCGACUGAUCCGGGACUUUUCACUAUUGGUCUCCACAGUGGAGAGAUCAGGGCUCAGAGGGACAUUUCUGAAUCUGACAGCAUGAAGCAGAACCUUGUGAUCUCAGUGAAAGAUAACGGACAGCCCUCUCUCUCUACAACCUGUGCGGUGUAUUUACUCAUCUCUGAUAACUUGGCUGAAGUUCCUGAACUGAAAGACAUGUCUUAUGAGGAGAGCAAUUCUAAACUCACAUCUUAUCUGAUCAUUGCUCUGGUGUCUGUUUCCACAUUCUUCCUCACUUUUAUUAUCCUGAUCAUUGCUGUGAGGUUGUGCCACAGGAGAAAGCCCAGACUGUUGUUUGAUGGAGCAGUAGCCAUUCCCAGUGCAUAUUUACCUCCCAACUAUGCAGAUGUUGAUGGAACUGGAACUCUACGUAGUGCUUACAACUAUGACGCCUAUAUGACCACAGGGUCACGUACCAGUGACUUCAAGUUUGUUACGUCCUACAAUGACAACACUCUGCCUUCUGGCACCACUCUGAAGAGGAGUCCAGGAGACAACAGUGACUGCCUUGACUUUUUUGAGGAGGCAUCAAAGUGCUCAACUCUGCAAAAACCACCCAACAAUGACUGGCGCCUUCCACCGAACCAGCGACCUGGACCCAGCGGAGCGGGCCCCCUCCCUGAGGGAGCAGGUGUGGUUGCCGGCACUGGACCUUGGCCACAACCCCCCACCGAGGCGGAGCAGCUCCAAGCUCUCAUGGCCGGAGCCAACGCGGUGAAUGAAGCCACGGCCACCAUGGGCCCGCGCUACAACGCCCAGUACGUGCCCGACUAUCGCCAGAACGUCUACAUCCCCGGCAGCACCGCCACCCUGACGGCCAACCCGCAGCAGCAGCAGCAGCAGCAGCAGCAGCUCCAACAGCAGCAGCUCCAGCAGCAGCUCCAGCAGGCACUGCCCCCGCCCGCCGCCAUGCCCCCCGUCGACGUGCCCAAGGCCGCCCAGACCCCCGCCAGCAAGAAGAAGUCCACCAAGAAGGACAAGAAGUAAGCCGAUGGCGCGCGGUGUUUUGGAGGCAGCGGCUACACAGCCCAAAACAUGAGCUGAUAUGUCUCUCUUAUCUACUCCUGAUGGUGUGUUAGCUUCCUGCUUUUUUUUGGUUUUGUUUUGUUUUGUUCUUCUUUCACGGUUUUGUUUGAGAUUUUAAAAAAACAAACAAACAAAAAAAGCUACAGAAAAAGAGAACCUCAAGCACUGAGGUUGUAGUAUUUUGCUGUACUUUGUUUAGAGAUAUUUUUUUUUGUCCUUUUUUAUUUGUCCUUUUUCUGUCCUUAUUUAGUCGUAUGUAUACAGUCUAUCUUGCUCCUUGGUCUUGACUUCAUAUUUUGAACGGCAAUUUCAAUCUUCAGUUAAGGUGAGGGUUGCAUGUGAUAGGGGAGAUGUAUUCACAUGCUAUUUCAAGACCUGUAGUUCAAAACAGGGACGUGUAUCCCUAUUGUGUAAGAUAAUAUUACUGAGUGAGGUUAAAAAAAAAGAAGAAAAGAAAGACUAAAGAAGAACGAUUACAGGUCAUUUGUCAUGUAAAGGCUUUUAAUGUUCCUUUCUAAAUGAAAAAUAGAUGCUUCUUGUGGUGACAAGAAUGACAAUGUUUUGUUAGACUUCUUACUCUAAGAGGAUGUGCCAUAGCUCGAGACAAUUGCAUGAUCCAAGAUAACCUAAGGAAUUAGACCCAUUAAGACUAUGCAGUGAAGCAGAGAUUUUUUUUUUUUUUUUUUUUUUUUAUGAACCUGAAUUGAUACGAUCUAAAUUUGAGCUUGUUACACGAAUGGCAAGAGCCACCUUCAGUGUUUGAGUCAUAUACAAGAACCAGACCAAACUCAUGUUUAUAAGAUUAUUUUAAACAAACAUAGAUUUUAGUAUGACAAGAAGAGAUAAAUGUGAAGUCUGCACUGUUCCACUUGUACUUAGACUUCAGCCCAAAGGUUUCUCUCUCUCUCUCUGUAUUUACUGUUCUAACCUUAUGAACGCGCAUCACACCAAGUAUUGUAUGAACCUUGGAUUAGAGUCGGCUUGAUAUUGAAUGGAUUUUUUUGUUACCUAUCUUACCAUUUGAUUAGUGUUACGCCAUAUUGGCCCAAUCAAACAGGGCCUGUUGUAUGUGGUAGCGAUGGUCCAAUUGACAGAGCUCUACUAUCCUGAAGUGCUUGUGAAGGAAUUCUAUAUGAAGUUGUUAGGGAAUUAGGAUUAGAAGGACUGGGUAAAGGAGGCAGGGGUUUUGGGGAAGUGGAUACUAAAUGGUGGGUGAACUGGAUAGAGAGAGAAGACUCUCGUAGCACUGACAAGAGACACGGAAAACGCCAGAUCUGGAGUUGUUGAGGGAAAAAAGGAACAUUGGAAGGGUACUGAACAUGUAGACAGAGAAAAUAAAACAAAAACACCAGACUAGCGCACAAGGGAUUGAUGGUUUCCUUUCGCCGCAGAGGAAAGUGUUUCAGCUACGCGUCAACCACUACAACAACACUUGCAUAACCCUGAGUAACAGCGUGGUUACUUGCACUGUAAUAAGAGCACACACAGGCUUUUGGUCACACUUACACUUAUGGCAAUACCUGCCACACAGGUAGCAGUUGGGCCACCAACAGACUACACACACAAAAAAACGAUGGCUGACCACUCUGACCUAGUGGGGUUUUUUUUUUGUAACGUUAGACUUGCCCAGAAUGUUUGACACCUGCCUUUUACUCCACUACCCCAAGAGCACCCACCACUCUACCCUAAUGUAUAUAAACAACACAUAGCCGGUCCGUAUGAGCUUCAUCAGAGCCAGCAGGUUGGCAUCUACUGGAAUGUUUAGACUAUUUUUAAGAAAAACAAAGUAAAAAAAAAAAAAAAGAUGAAAAAAAACUGUUUAACCUCUUCAGAUUAUGUGUAGUGCUAUAGAAUGCGCAUUUAGGCCACAGACUAACCAACCUGUAAAUAAUCAAAUUGAAAAACUCUCGCAAAAGACACGCAGUUGUAGGCUUGAGGCUCGUAAAAUAUUGUGCAUAUUUUUGUGUUUUUUCCUCUCUAUCGCGUUCGCUCUUUGUCCUUCUCUGAUUUUCUUCUUUUUUGAUCACGGAGACUUUGAAGAAUAACACAGCGCACUAAAAUGUCUUUGAGGUGUUUCCUCAUUCCUGUGUACUCUUUUCUGUGUUUGUAAUUUCAAUCAAUCGUUAGUGUUGCUGGAAUGCCAUCCCUGUCCAAAUGAAUAUAAAUAUAUAUUAAUGUGUGUCUUCUGCUGGAAUACUUAAUAUACUGUAAUAUCUUUCAUAUUAAAUGCUUAGAGCUUCAUGUUACACGUUUAUUUUAUAUGCUAAUAUUUAUAUUGCUGUUUAUUUGUUUAUGUUUUUCUUUAUUCCCUGAACACUGACAUUUCAAAAUAAAAGUUCAUCGGAGC
Sardina pilchardus (European sardine) is the source of this 5433-nucleotide messenger RNA. RefSeq names its product protocadherin beta-16-like. Bases 189 to 3047 code for a protein of 952 amino acids. Gene Ontology annotation, cellular component: plasma membrane. Gene Ontology annotation, molecular function: calcium ion binding. The record is from RefSeq and is a predicted model, not a curated record. Lineage: Eukaryota; Metazoa; Chordata; Actinopteri; Clupeiformes; Clupeidae. The transcript is spliced from 4 exons. Gene Ontology annotation, biological process: homophilic cell-cell adhesion.